GUGGCAAACUGGGAUUGGAGACUCUGCAUAAUAGAAAAUACAAAAUGGCGGGCACACGUGCAUGUCACUAUUAGAGUGAAACGAGCAAACGUUACUACAGCCUAUUAUGCCAAUUCAACCGCGACCUUUAGACCUGUUAUACAACUGUUACAUGAUGUUGAACUUAACCCUGGACCAGCAAACAGCUCUAUUAGAAACAAGUCUGAAAAGUCAAAUGGCAAUGUGAAGAUUGCACAUCUUAACGUUCGCUCGCUUAAAUGCCGUGAGCAUUUCGUUCUUGUAAAGGAAACGGUACUGGAAAAUAAGUUUGACAUAUUUACCGUAUCCGAAACAUGGCUCAACAGUUCAGUUACGGAUUUGGAAAUAGAAAUUCCUGGCUAUGUUAUCUACCGUAUCGACCGACAAGCGAAGAUUGGCGGUGGAGUAUGUGCUUAUGUCUCACGAAAUUACAGGACGGAGUACUUGAGCGAUAUAUCUCUUAUCACGGCCUCUGGCUUUCACCAACUGUGGCUAAAAAUUCACGUCAGGAACAUGAAGUCUUUCAUUGUCUGUACAACCUAUAGACCACCGGACGCAUCGUUAUCUUGUUUCGAUUCAGAUCUCACAGAGAACUUUA
This is a messenger RNA of Pocillopora meandrina, 616 nucleotides long. Lineage: Eukaryota; Metazoa; Cnidaria; Anthozoa; Scleractinia; Pocilloporidae. The record is from the annotation of a GenBank genome assembly.